UGGGAACUCUCAAGAUAGAGAACGAGAGUUUUCAAGACAUCUCGAAUGGGACGAAAAAACGGGACGCCCUAUUUAUAAAAAUCGAGAACCUGAAUGGGAUGAGCGAAGUAAUCGGUCGCUACCUAAAGAAUUGAGGGAAAAAGAAUUUGACGAGAGAAGUGAGAGAAGUGAGAGAAGCAUACGAUUAUUACAAAAAGAAAACAGAGAUAGCGACUGGGAUGAUAGAUCUAGUUUAGCGUCGCCAAGAGAUAGGAGAAUAUUUGAACAUGAAGAUAAAUCUCAUCGUCUUCGAGUAAAAGACUCGAAGGAGAGUUUAAACGAUAGGAGAACAUCACGAGUUAGAGAUUCGGAAUGGGAUGAGAGAGGUCAAAGAAUCCCAAGAGAUUCGCGCAAAAAUGAAUGGGAUAGUAGAGGGCCACGACCAUCACCAAAAAAUCAUUGGGAAAAUCACUGGGAUGAAAGAAUUAGACGCCCUUCUCCGAAGGACAUGGAAUGGAACAAUAGUAGGUCAAGAGGAAUGGAAUGGAACAAUAAUGGGAGACGAAUGUCAAAAGACAGUAAUUGGACUGAAACAACUGAUAGAGAAACAUACAGUGAAGGUCCGUAUGAUGAUAACGAUAGUGUCAGUGAAUUCGAGCUCGCUCAAUCACGAGAAAACUAUAAAGAAAAGAGAUCUAUGAGUGAACCGAUGGAGCGAAUGGGCUCUCCCCUCCGUCCUUUACAGAAAGAGUCCCAGAAAACGGAAAGAGUCGUCUCUCCACCUCAUGUUACACAUCGAGCAAUGGACUUGGAUGAACGAGAAUUCAAAAAUUUAAAUGAGGUCGCAGAUGUCACGGAAAAUUCAUUGAACGAAGAAUCCACUUCAGAUAAUUUAGUAGAAAAAAAAUCAAAUCGAACAAGCAUUUAUAUAACCGAUGAUGUGUGGAAACAACUUUCGAAUACUUUAGACGGAACCAUUAACCCAUUUUUUGUAAAUCCCGAAGAAAGAUUCAAGAACGGGAACGAGGCAGAGGCGGUAUUGUCUCCUAUACAAGAAGUAGAAAUUCCAGAAUUACUGAACACAUCUGAAGGAACUUCCCUACGAAAGAAUACGAUUAUUAAAAUAUCAGAAAAAGAUAAUUCCACACCCCUAAUACACUCCGAAGAUCAGAAAACCAUGGCUACUGAAGCGAAUAUCCCAGUUUCUGAUACCUCCAACGUAAACAACUUAACUGAUUCAAUAGAGAAGAAGGAUUCGACGACAGUUGUCGCUGAUAGUUCGGCAACUAUAGUACCCAUGACGGAAGAACCGUCACAGUCUGUAUCAACUGAAAGCAAAAGAAAUUCUGCAUCAACUGCAAGCAAAAGAAAUUCUGUAUCAAGUGCUCGUGAGCGCGCAUUAAAAAAUAUCGAAAGUAUGCAAUAUCCUUCAGUUAUUUUAUCACCUGUUAUAUGGAAUCGGUUUCUAACACUUGAUAUACACUCUCGAAAUAUCUUUAUAGAUUCAUCUUUUCCUGUCCCUACUCAGGAGAGGAAACUGUUACUUGUAACCUUGUUGGCUCAUUUGAAUAAUCACGAAGUAGAUUACUAUCUUUUCCGUAAAUUGACACGGUUAUCCAAAGAAAUUUCGUUAAAAAACAGAGAACUUGCCGAUGAUAUUUGGGAAUAUGGCGAAAGAUUUGGGGAAUUAAUGAACGCCUUAAUAGGAUUCUUGACAGAAACGGAAAACUCGGAGAUGAAAGAAAAUGCAAUAAUAUUACUCGCCCAAUUUCUCGAGAAUCAAUUCGACUACAUUCUUAAUCAAAGGCUUGAAAGAGAUAUCUUGCGUGUUUUAAUUGAAUGCCGGGCCGAAUCAUCUAAUGCCAUUUAUUUUCAUGCCGAAGAGAUCCUGGAGAAUUAUGUUCAAAGAAUUGAUAGUAAUGCUGGUUUGUAUGCACUUAUCGAUAUCAUGGAAUCAAACUUGUUUAAGAAUAAGGCGGAUUCAGAUGCGCAAUCGAGGAUGAAAGCAUCCGCCUUUGUAGUUUUAUCACGAAUAGUUAUGAGAUUCGAUAAAGGAUCUUUGAAAAGGCAGAUAGGUAUAAUAGUUCCAUUGACGAUCAAGGGGUUUGGUGAUUCAAGUCCAAGUAUAAGGAAAUCAGUUGUAGAUGCUCUCGUUGCUUUAUACUUGGUGUUAGGAGAUGAUAAUACAUUUUUUGAAUACCUUCGUGGCCUAAGUCCGGCACAACUAAAUCUUCUCUAUUAUUAUUUCGAUAAGAAUAGAAGUCAACCGUUGAAACAACGGCAGUUAGACUGA
Acaulospora morrowiae is the source of this 2272-nucleotide messenger RNA. The record is from the annotation of a GenBank genome assembly. NCBI's taxonomy places the organism in Eukaryota, Fungi, Glomeromycota, Glomeromycetes, Diversisporales, Acaulosporaceae.